Messenger RNA from [Candida] anglica, 11622 nucleotides. NCBI's taxonomy places the organism in Eukaryota, Fungi, Ascomycota, Pichiomycetes, Serinales, Debaryomycetaceae. The record is from the annotation of a GenBank genome assembly.
AUGUCUUACACGGCUCAAUUGGAUGCGUUUGUAUCGCGUCUUAACGAAGAUGCGGACUAUAAGACCUCCCAUUCCGUGUUGUCGGAGCUUCUUGACAUGAUUGAAACGUUCAAUGGAGCUUCAGAGUAUGAGUAUUUCUUGUCGAAUCUCAUGCCAAUUUUCAUUCAACGUUUGAAAGAGGUACCUAUUUCAUUCAAUAGUAAUUCUCUCGAGCACAAGUUACGUAACUCUAUAUUGGAGAUUAUCCAUCGUUCUAUCAUGAAUGAGACAUUUGAACCAUAUUCAGAACAAAUUCUUAACACUUUAACUACCAUUUUAGUUGAUGAAAAUGAAGAUAAUGGGGUAUUGUGUAUGAAAAUCAUUACUAGUUUACACAAGGCUUACAAGACAAAAUUAAAUGAAAAAGUCCAACCUUUUGUGGAUAUUAUCAAUGACAUUUAUAAGAACAUGAAUCAAACAGUUCAAGAGGUGUUUGCUACUUCUACUGAUGAACUGCAGGAUGCAAGUAACAAGGAAAUGUCGCCAAAUUCUUCCACUUUUACUGAUGAUACAUCUCCUCCAAAGACUUUGGCUAAAGCUAUGUAUUCUUUCAAAACAUUAGCAGAAUGUCCAAUCACCAUGGUUUCUUUGUAUUCUUCAUACAAAAAUUUAGUACAAACUUCAUUACCAACAUUUCUUCCAAAUAUUAUUAAUAUCUUAACUUUACAAGUGGAAGAACAACGUUUGUUUAGAGAGGAAGCAGAAAAGGAGGGUAGAAUUAUUACUUCAAUCUCACCCAAAAUUAAGAAUAGACAAGCUUUUAGUGAUCUUAUCUUGGGUCAGGUGAAAGCUGCAUCAUUUUUAGCGUAUGUUUUCAUUAGAGGAUAUGCUAAUCAACAACUUGGUCAAGAACAAGCUAAGUUAGUACCUGAUGUGAUACUUCGUCUUUUACAAGAUUGUCCUGCUGAACUUUCAGUAGCAAGAAAGGAAUUAUUACAUGCCACAAGACAUAUUUUAUCUACUCCAUUUAGAGUUCAAUUCAUUCCAAAGAUUGAAUUAUUAUUUGAUGAAAAAGUUUUAAUUGGUGAAGGGUUGACUUCAUUUGAAACCUUAAGACCUUUGGCUUAUUCCACAGUUGCUGACUUCAUCCAUAAUGUUAGAAAUGAAUUAACUCCAAAGCAAAUUUGGUCAACUGUUAGAAUAUACUGUGAUUUACUUAAAGAUGAUUCAUUGGCAUUGACAGUUCAAAUCAUGAGUGCUAAAUUAUUACUUAAUUUGGUUGAACGUAUUAUGAAACUUCCCAAUAAACUUGAAGGUAGACAACUUUUCAUGAUCAUUAUCGAUUCAUAUGCCAAGAGAUUUCAAAGUUUGAACAGGAAAUAUGAUUAUAUUCUCAAUAAGCAUAAUGAAUUUGAAAAGAGAAGAUCUAAGAAAGAAACUGAGGCCAAAAAGGCUAUUCAACGAUACAGUCCUAAACGUUCUGACAGUUUACAACUUCAGUCCAACCUUGAAGUACUUGCCAUUAAGAAUUCCGCAGAAGAUGACGUGGAUAUGGAUGAUAUACAAGAAGUUGAUGAAAAAUCUAAAACUGUAACUGAGGGAACUGUUGUCGGAAAGAUUAACGAGGAUGAAGAUAUGGAAGAUGCAGAAAGUACCAAAAAUAUAACCUCGGAUACCGACACAAUUGAUUUGUUCAAUAUUGAUGAGCUUUCUCCUAUUUCAUCUUCCCCAGUGAGUUCCAAUACUGAUCUUUUGAAAGAUGCUCGUUACUUAUUCCGUACUUUGAUGACGUUUUUGAAGUCAGUAAUCUUUGGUCUUAAGAACUGUAAUCCACCGGUUCCACCACAACCACUUCCAACUGACCCUAAAACUGCUGGCCAGACUGUGAAUUAUGACAAAUGGAAUGAUUCAGCUAAGAUUACCUCUUACGAAGAGGUUGCUAUUUUGAGGAACUUAUUUAGAGGCGGGAUUAGCUGCUUGAGAUUCUUUUCUGUAGCAAAACCCAAACCAACUACACCUCAACCAAAAUCUUUUGAUUUCUCAACCGGUGGUCCAAACUUACCAAUAACUUCGUCCAAGGAAGAAAAGGAUUUAAUGGAAAUUUUUGCAACCAUAUUUAUCCACAUUGACCCUGCUUCAUUCAAUGAAAUCGUUACUUAUGAACUUUCAUUCAUGUUUGAAUCUAUGCUUGAGAAUGCUGCAUUACUUCAUUUGCCCCAAUUCUUCUUGGCCAGUGAAAUCACCUCUGCCAACUUUUCUGGAAUAUUGAUAUCAUUUUUAAAAUCAAAAUUGGAUCAACUUGGGAGAGUUGAAUUGAUAAAGUCAAAUAUAUUAAUUCGUUUGUUCAAAUUGUGCUUCAUGUCUGUUAAUUUAUUCCCAGCAGCUAAUGAGAGCGUGAUAUUGCCUCACUUGAAUUAUUUAAUUUUGGAAUCAUUAAGAUUAGCAACAAAAGCUGAAGAGCCAAUUAUAUAUUCUUAUUUGGUGAGAAUUUUAUUCAGAAGUAUUAGUGGGGGUAGAUUUGAGAACUUAUACAAAGAAAUCAUGCCAAUUCUCCCAGUUUUAUUAGAGAGUCUUAAUAAGAUGAUUGCUAACUCUCGCCGUCCAUAUGAAAGAGAUAUAUACGUGGAACUUUGCUUAACGGUACCAGUUCGUCUUUCUGUUUUAGUUCCUCACUUGAACUUUUUGACCAGACCUUUGGUGUAUGCUUUAAAUGGAUCUCAAGAAUUGAUUUCUCAAGGUUUGCGUACUUUCGAAUUAUGUGUUGAUAAUCUUACUGCUGAAUACUUUGACCCAAUGAUAGAACCGGUAAUCGAUGAGAUAAUGGCUGCUUUAUGGAAGCACCUUGAACCGGUACCAUAUCACCAUCAACAUUCGCAUACUGCCAUCAGAAUUUUAGGUAAGUUAGGUGGUAGGAACCAUAAGAAUUUCAAGCCAUGUAACAGCUUGGUAUUUCAAACUGAACUCGAUCAAGAUAUUUCAGCUCUUUUCAAUAUCCAUGGCUUAAAUGGAGAAGUACCUGUGUCCAUCACCCCGGGAAUCCGUUCUGCAAUUGAUUUAUUGGAAGAUCCUAGAUUGAAAGUCCAUUACAGAAUCAGUGCCUUUAAGUACUUAUCUGGUAUCUUGAAAUUAUUCAUUAACACUACCCCUAUUCCUGAUAAUUAUGGUGAUUUCAUUCAAGAAUGUAUCAAGACACUUAAGGCUGAGAAGCUUGAUGACUACGUCCAGUUGAGUGACUCUGAUGUGAAGGAUGUUUCCAAAUUAGAUCGCCAACAGAAACUUUUCUUGCGUCUUUUGGAGAUUUUAUUCUUUUCGGUUUCGAUUCCUGAAAUCAAGGAUGAGGCAAGUGAAUUAAUUGAUGGUAUAACUACCCAUUUCUGUUUAGCCUACGUCAGUACCUCAGUGGUCGAUAGAGUUAAGAAAGAAAGACCAUUCUCCGUUAACGAUCAAGAAGGCAAGGCAUAUAUUGACGAAACUGCUUUCUUAAAUGCAAUCAACUAUGCUUUGAGUUUCUGGGACAAAGAUGUAAGAAACAAGGGUAUAGAUGCAAUUAAGAGAAUCUACAAUACCACCGUCAUUAUCUUUGGAUCGGAAGAGAAUGCAUUGUACUCUCCAAUUUUCCGUACAAUGUUUUACAAGUUCACACACUGUUGCUACAAUGAAUACUACCAUGCUAAAUUGGGAGGUAUUCUAGGACUCAAGACUUUAUUUGAGGAUUUAUCCAUCCCACCUGCUUGGUUUUUCAAGCGCCAAUUUGAGCUUGUAAGGUCCGUAUUCUUCAUUCUCAGAGAUACACCAGAAACAGCACCAUACGAAGUUCGUGAUUUAGCAAAGAAUUUAGUAUUGAAAUUGUUACACAGUUGUAACGUUGAAUUAUCGAAGGAAGUUAUUUUAGAGAAACCAUUUCAAACUCUUGUUGGUGCUCUUGUUUAUGAUUUGGCUAGUGCAAAUCCAUUAGUAAGAGAAGUUUCUCAAAAAUCGCUUAAGGUUUUGUCGGAUACAACAGGGGUUCCAGUUGCAACUAUGAUGGGACCUUGUAAACAACUCUUAUUGACACCGAUUUUCGGGAAGCCUUUAAGAGCGUUACCGUUCCCUAUGCAAAUCGGUAAUAUUGACGCAAUAACCUUCUGCUUAGGACUUGAGAAUACAUUCUUAACAUUUAAUGAUGAAUUAAAUCGUUUGCUUCUUGAAGCUUUGGCUUUAGUUGAUGCUGAAGAUGAAUCUUUGGCCAACGUGCAUAGACUUCACGAGUACAGAACAUCCAAACAAUUGAUUGAAUUGCGCGUGGUUUGUAUUAAAUUACUUUCGUUAGCACUUACCAAGCCUGACUUCUCUUUAGGGUCUUUAGCAGAAGCAAGAAUCCGAAUUUUGGGAGUUUUCUUCAAGGCUCUUUCUAAUAAAUCCACUGAAAUCAUCAAUGCUGCUCAUUUGGGGUUGAAAUCCAGUCUUCAAGAGAAUGCAAAACUUCCAAAGGAAUUGUUACAGAAUGGACUUCGUCCAAUGCUUAUGAAUCUUUCUGACCACAAGAAAUUGACUGUGUCAGGACUCGAAGCUCUUGCACGUUUGUUAGAGUUGUUAAUUUCUUAUUUCAGAGUUGAAAUCGGUAAAAAGUUAUUAGACCACUUGAUGGCUUGGGCACAAAUCAACACUCUUAGACAAAUUGCUAGUCAGGAUCUUGAAAAUAAUCAUACAGUUCAAAUUGUUAUGGCAAUCUUAAAUAUUUUCCAUCUUCUUCCAGCAAAAGCAUACACUUUUAUGGAGGAAAUCAUUGGAACUUUGCAAUAUUUGGAAGGUCACUUAGAUCGUCAUCAAAACUCACCUUUCCGUAUCCCAGUUUCUAAAUUCUUGAACAGAUUUCCAGACAACUGCUUGGAGUAUUACUUACUGAACUUUAAGAACCGUAAAUUAGGGAAUAUGUUAGCAUCCUUUGCGGGUAUGGAAGACUGUGGUCAAAUCAGAACUACAGCAAAGGCAAAGAUGCAAAGUAUUUAUGAUGAUGUUAACCUGGAGACUGAUCCUGAAAUUAAGGUUGUUAAGUUUGCUAACAUCGUUGAUUUACUCGAUGCCGUAUCUUCUCGUGAUUCGGAAUGGCUUGGGACUCAGAAAGAGCUUUUACUCAAUGUAUCAAAAUUAAUCGAGACCAUCACUUUACUGAAGUCUGCUGCUCCAUUAGUUUCACCAAGACACUUCCAGUCUGAUCAAGCCAUUUCAAAACUCCAGAAGAUUAUUGUGAAAUACUUGGUCUUGAAUCCUAGCGAUACUGAGAUGGUAUUUUCUACUGUUGAAAGACUCUCGUCGCUUCAAUUGAAGAUUCCUGCAGAAUUAGAAGACUUUAUCUUCGAGCACGUCGUCUGUUCAUCAGAUGUUGAACAUAGGGAGUUGUACUUAAAUAAGUCUAUCGUGUACAUUACUGGAGAAACUUCUAACUUGAAAUCUAAGAUCUUUUUCUUAAGACGAGUUGUGAACUCUACAUUUUUGUAUGAGAUUCACAAGAGUGGAAAUGCCGAUGCGUUCUUUAAUAAUGAAGAAUCUAAUCCUCCAGAGUGGUUAGAAAAGGUUUGCAACAAUAUUUGGCGCUCUACUAAUGAUAUCAUUACUGACCACACUUCAGGAACGAUGGAUAGUUACAGAUUCCAACUUUUAGAGAUGACAGCAAUUUUACUUAAAUGGUGCACUAAAUCUAUCUCUAAUUAUAGAAAGGACGUGAUUAAGUUCAGUUGGAAUUAUAUUAAGCUUGAAGACAAUAUAACUAAACAAGUUGCAUACGUUACCACUUCUUUUUUUAUUUCUGCUUUUGAAAUUCCAGCCAAGCUUGCCACACAAGUGUUUGUUGCUUUGCUUCGUACUCACCAAACAGACUCCAGACAUCUCGUUAGACAGGCUUUGGAUAUACUUGCCCCUGUUAUGUCUGAUCGGAUGGUGGAUGUCGAGGCUCCAAUGAGUUGGUUGAAAUGGCCACGUCGUGUCAUAUCUGAAGAUGGAUUCAAUGUGACUCAAGUUCUUAACGUUUACCAAUUUAUUGUUCAACACCCAGACUUAUUUUUUAUUGCCAGAGAACAUUUUGUAUCUAACAUUAUCACUGCUAUGGGUAAGUUGACCAUUUUAGCUAACCCUGCCUUAGAAAACCAGGUUCUUGCCAUUGAAUUAUCUGAACUUAUAUUGAAGUGGGAAAAGAAAGCAUCAUUGUUGAAAGAAUCAGAGAAAAUUGAAGAAGUCCAAGAUGAUGACAUGGAAGAUAAAGUUAGCUCUCCUAGUGAAAACGGAUCUGACUUUACUACAUCAUCUACUUACAGUAUUCCAUUCGGUCAACGUGAAGCAUGUGUGACAUUUUUGAUUAGAUAUGUUUGUAUCAGUCCACAGAGAGCAUCUGAAAGCGAACUUGGUCAAAAGGCAUUGGGAAUUCUUUAUGACCUUUUGAGUCCAGAACAUUGGUCUGAAGUUUCUGUAAAGUUAACCUUCUUUGAGAAGUUUUUAUUGUCAAACGACUUGAACACUUCUAAUUUAUUGGGAUAUUGUUUGAAUGCGUUAGAAGUCUUGGGAGUUGUGCUUGAAUGGAAGAAACCAGAAUGGAUUGUUACCAACCUUUCAUAUCUUCAAAAAUUACUUGAGAAAUGUAUCAAAUCUGAUAAUCACGAUAUUCAGGAAGUACUCCAACGUGUAUUAAGAAUCAUUCUUCAAGCCAUUAAUGAAGAGAGAGGCUCAUCGUCUACGGAUGACGAGGAGGACGAAGUCAAGGAAUUCAUUUCAUUAUUGACUUCUACUGUUUCUGAAGAUCUUGGUGACAUGCCAUCAGUCGCAGCAGGUGUUACGUUGUCGUGGACUUUGGCAAAUUACAGGCCUUCUACUUUGGACUCCCUUCUACCUCUGAUUAUGAGAACAUUCAGUAAACUCUGUAAAGAUCAUAUUACUAUUACUCAUCAAGGAUCGCAAUCUUCAUCAAAAGACAGCUCAAAUUCUGAAUUUGAAGCAAAGAUGACUACUAAGUUAUUGGAAAAGAUCCUCAACUUGUCAUCUAUGAGAAUUUCUAACUUGGGAGAUCAACGUCGUAUAUUUUUGUCAUUGCUAGCCCAACUUAUUGAAAGAUCCUUAGAUAAGGCUACUCUUGAAAAAAUUAUAAAGAUGGUUAAAGAUUGGGUCUUUUCUAGAACUGAUUUAUUCCCAACCACAAAAGAAAAGGCUGCUAUUUUAGCAAAAAUGAUGGUAUUUGAAAUCAGAGGAGAACCUACCCUUUCUAAAGACUUUUAUCAAAUUAUUGUGGAUAUCUUUGAAGAUGACACCUUUAGCUGUACUGAAUUGACUGUACGCAUGGAACAACCGUUCUUAGUUGGAACCAGAUCUGCUGAUGUAUCCAUUCGUCGUAAGCUUAUGUCGAUUUUGAACAACAGUUUGGAGAAGGACAUAAGCAAGAGAUUAUAUUAUGUUAUUAGAGAGCAAAAUUGGGAAUAUUUAGCUGACUACCCUUGGUUAAACCAAGCUUUGCAAUUACUUUUCGGCGCCUUUGACAUGGAUAACAAGGUUAAACUUGUUGCAGACGAAUAUACCUUACCACCAUUGGAUACUUCGCGUCAUCUCUUAGAAUCCCAAAAGAAGGACUCUCUGGAUAGUAUGGAUAUCGACACUGAAGAAGUUACCGCUGACCUUAAAGAAUUGAUUAACCAGCAUGGUAAAUUCUUGCAGAAAAUCUUCGAUAUAAAAGCAGUAGAAAUUUUGGAGCCACUUAUCGACAUGUUCUACCAAAGUAGCAGUAGUAUUCACCGUGCUUGGUCUAUCAUUUUCCCAAUUGCAUUUCAAUCUAUUGCCCGCUCAGAGCAUUUGGAUUUCACUCGUUUCUUGGUCAUUCUUUUAUCAAAAGAUUAUCAUACUCGUCAAACUGACAGCAGACCAAAUGUUAUUCAGUCAUUGCUUGAAGGUGUUGCUAGAACUUCCUUACAACUUCCACCAUUUGCCGUGGAAUGUCUUGCUUCUAACUUCAACUCUUGGUCUCAAGGUAUUCAUAUCUUAGAGAACAUCGAACAACAAUCGGUCAAUGGUAAUGCCGAUAUCCGUGAAGUUACCCAAGAUGCGCUCGCUAAAUUGUAUUCUUCUUUGAAGGAAGAUGAUAUGUUCUAUGGUUUGUGGAGAAGACGUGCCAAAUACUCUGAAACAAUUGCAGCACUUUCUUUUGAACAAAUCGGUUUAUUUGAUAAGGCUCAGCAACUUUAUGAGACAGCCCAAAUUAAAGCAAGAAGUGGGGCUUUACCAUACGGUGAAUCAGAAUAUGCACUCUGGGAAGAUCAUUGGAUCUUGUGUGCUGAAAAACUUCAACAAUGGGAUAUUCUUACUGAACUUGCUAAACACGAAGGUUUCUCUGAUUUACUUUUGGAAUGUGGUUGGAGAGUAGCAGAUUGGAAUACCGAUCGUGAAACUCUCGAUCAAACAGUGAAGAGUGUAAUGGACGUUCCGACACCACGUCGUCAAGUUUUCGAAACAUUCUUGUGUUUACAAGGCUUUGGACAAGAAAAGGAAUCAUUACAAGACUUAUCAAAGCUUUGUGAUGAAGGUAUCCAGUUAGCCUUGAGAAAAUGGCACGGGUUACCACAGAGAUUUAACAAUGCUCACAUUCCACUCUUGCAUACAUUCCAACAGUAUGUGGAAUUUAUGGAAGCUAGUCAAGUCUAUGCUAGUUUAGUCACUACGAAUGCUCAAAACUUAGAUGUCAAAUCGCAAGAACUUAAACGUGUUCUUCAAGUUUGGCGUGAAAGAUUACCAAAUACUUGGGAUGAUAUUAAUAUUUGGAAUGAUUUAGUUACUUGGAGACACCAUGCAUUCCAGGUUAUCAACAAGGUUUACAUGCCUUUCAUUCCAUUGCUUCAACAGACAAAUGCCGGUGGAAAUGCCAAUUCUUAUGCUUACCGUGGUUUCCACGAAAUUGCUUGGGUCAUUAACAGAUUUGCACACGUGGCAAGAAAACAUGGGAUGUCUGAAGUUUGUGAUAGUCAAUUGAAGAAGAUAUACCAGCUUCCAAACAUUGAAAUCCAGGAAGCUUUCUUGAAACUUAAAGAACAAGUUAAAUGCCACUACCAAAAUCCAAAUGAGUUGCAUAAAGGGUUAGAGGUAAUCAGUAAUACUAAUUUGGUAUAUUUUGCUGUGCAGCAAAAGGCAGAAUUCUUCACAUUAAAGGGUAUGUUCUUAAGUAAAUUGAAUCAAAAGGAAGAAGCCAACAAAGCUUUCUCUGCUUCUGUUCAAAUUGACCUUAAUUUACCUAAAGCAUGGGCUGAAUGGGGUAUGUUCAACGACCGUAGAUUUAAGGAAAAUCCUAAUGAUAUGGUCUAUGCAAACAAUGCUGUUAUGUGCUACUUACAAGCUGCUGGUCUCUAUAAGAAUGGUAAAACAAGAAAAUUCCUUGCUAGGAUUUUAUGGUUUAUCAGUUUGGAUACAGGAACUCUUGCGCAAGAGUUUGAUAAGUUCCAAGGUGAAGUUCCAGUUUGGUACUGGAUCACUUUUAUUUCCCAAUUGCUUACUUCAUUAUCUUACAGGGAAGCUAGAUUGGCAAAGCAAAUUCUUAUUCGAAUUGCUAAGAGCUACCCACAGGCGUUACACUUCCAACUUCGAACUACGAAGGAAGAUUUUGCCGCCAAACAAAGACAGUUUAUUGACUCUCGUCAAAGCUCCAGCAGAGGCAGCUUACCUGUCAAGAACGAGGCGCCAAAGCCCGAGGUCAAAUCUGAGAAUAAGUCUAAUCCAAACGAACCCAAAAAGGAGGACACAAAGCUAUCAGAUGGUGUUUCAUCUACUGGACCUACUAGCAGCAAUAACAACAAUUCUAGCAGUCAAUCUACUGGUGUUGCUUCUACUCCUGCGGCACAAGCUACACCAAUUUCUGGAUCUGUUCCUGGAUCUGUUCCUGGAUCUGUUCCUGGAUCUGUCCCUGGAUCUGCACCUGGAUCAAUUCCGGGAUCAGUUCCAGGGUCUGCACCUGGUUCAGUACCAACUACUUCAACACCUGCAAAUGCUGCAAAGAAUCCACAGGCCGGAGCAAUUCGUCAAUCUUGGGAACACGUUGAAGAAAUUAUGGGUAUCUUAAAGACUGCUUAUCCGUUAUUGGCUCUUUCUUUGGAAUCUUUGGUUGAUCAAAUAAACCAAAGAUUCAAGUGUACCGCUGACGAAGACGCUUACAGACUCGGUGUCGCCUUACUUAAUGAUGGUGUUCAAUAUCUUAACAGACUUGGAAACCCCAGAGAGGACGCCAAGCUUCCCCCUGCAACCGAGGCCAAUAUCACCAGAUUUGCUGAAACUGUAUUACCAAAACAAAUUCGUUCUGAAUUUGAAAAAGACUUGGUUAUUGGCAAGCCAAAUUUGGAAACUUAUAUUAUUAAGUUGAGAAAAUGGCGUGACCGUUUGGAGGAUAAACUCGAUAGAAGAUUCUCAGAAGUAAACUUGGAAAACCUUUGUCCUCAUUUAAGUGAAUUCCAUCACCAAAAGUUUGAGGAUAUCGAGGUACCAGGACAAUACUUGUUGAAUAAGGAUAGUAAUGCCCACUUUGUAAAGAUUGAGCGCUUCCUUCCAACUUUGGACUUGGUUCGUGGUACAAAUGCUUGUUAUAAGAGAUUGAAGAUUCGUGGCCAUGAUGGUAGUCUUCAUGCCUUUGCUGUCCAAUUCCCUGCCGCUCGUCAUUGUCGCCGUGAAGAAAGUGUUUUCCAACUUUUCCGUCUAUUUGGAGACACAUUAUCACGUAAGGUUGAGACACGUCGCCGGAACAUACAAUUCACUUUACCAAUUGCUAUUCCGUUAUCUCCUCAUAUUCGUAUUGUAAAUGAUGACUCCAGAGAUAUUACAAUGCAAAAGGUAUAUGAAGAUUUCUGUCGUCGUAACGGCAAGAGCCGUGAUGAACCAUUUGUUUACACUGUUGAAAAACUUCGUGCAGCAUUUGAUCCUCGUUUACCUAAGCCUGAUAUUAUGAGUAUCAAGGUUGAGAUUUUGAGUGCCAUCGAGUCUAUGUUGGUUCCAUCCACAGUAUUGAAAAACUAUUUCAUUGACCUUUACCCACAAUUUGAGGAUUUCUGGUUGUUCCGUAAACAGUUUACUGCGCAAUAUGCCUCUUUCAUCUUUUCUACGUACAUGAUGUGCGUGAAUACUCGUCAACCUCAAAAGAUUCACGUGAAUAAGGGCUCAGGUAGCGUCUGGACUUCAGAUAUGCUCCCAUGUAAGAUUGCAAGCAAGAAUGCAUCUCUUGAUGGAUCCCAAGGUGGAAAAGCAGCACCAUUAUUCUAUAAUGCUGAACUUGUUCCUUUCCGUCUUACUCCAAAUAUUCAAAAGUUGAUUGGAGAAACUGGGUUGGACGGAAUAUUAUCAGUCUAUGUUUUGGCAAUAGGUAGAGCACUUACUGAGCCUGAAUCUGAUUUGGAGCAGUACUUGACCUUAUAUGUGAGAGAUGAAGUCUUUUCUUGGUCUACUCAACAAGAUCCACCUCGCCCAAUUCCUCAAGAUGCACAAUUGAGAGAGAUUGUCAGAGUUAAUGUCGAUCUUAUCAUCAAGCGUGUUAUGUCGAUGGGCCACAUUUCAUCAGGUCCAACUACAGCAACUCAAAAUGUAUUGGAGUUGAUUUCACAAGCCGUAAAUCCACGCAAUUUGGCUGCGGCUGAUACUUUAUGGAUGGCUUACUUUUAA